AUCACACAUUCUAUGAAUUCAACCGCUUGACUAAAAGUUUUUAUAUCAUCCUGAUAAAGUUUUAAAAGUAACAACUUAGUAAUCUAGCUUGCAAGAAAGAUUUUUGCCAUUACAAUACACAAUGUCGUCGAACAGCUCGGAGUCCCUGAACGAUAUUAAGUCUCUCGUGGGAAAGAUGAUCUUCAUGCAAGUCACCGAACAUCUUUUCCUAAGGGCUCAGCAGAUGCUGGAUUCUGAAGUCACCAUAGAAGAACGUGUCCACAGAAUGGAGGUCCUUAACAACAACAUGAAGUGGUUCAAUUCCGAGCGUACACGCAUCCUAGAGCAGUUGCAGCUGAAAAUAUCCGGUCAGAUUUCGGUAGAGCAUCUUAAUGCGAUGAACAUGAGUGAGAAUGUGUUUGAGCUGCGCGAGGGACUAGACGGACUCAGCCGUAGGAUGGACAGUAUGCAAGAGGACAUUAAAUGCCCGAUUUGCCUCUCACCCUGGUCUUCCAAUGGCAGACAUCGCGUGGUCUCUCUCCGAUGUGGACACCUAUUCGGGAAUAGCUGCAUCAGAACUGCCAUCCGCAGAUCCCAUCGGUGCCCGAUAUGCAGGCGUAGGGCUCUACACGCUGAUGUGCGCAGGAUAUUCAGUCGACGAAUAAUGCAUUAACACUGGAAACCACUGCGUUAUAGUUCAAUGUUUUUUUUAUAUUUGGUUCUACAAUAUUUACACAUUCAAAACGUUUCAAUUACUUUUUUAACAAAUAGCUGCGAUAAAAAAUCAAACACUAAAAGCGAUAUUAGAAAUGGUCCAGUGUAAGAAAACGCCUUUAUAUCAGAAUGUUAUUUAAGACUGGUUCAUCUUAUAGCUAGAAUG
Drosophila mauritiana is the source of this 859-nucleotide messenger RNA. Its product is annotated as putative RING-H2 finger protein ATL21A. The coding region runs from base 122 to 652 and encodes 176 amino acids. The transcript has a single exon. Lineage: Eukaryota; Metazoa; Arthropoda; Insecta; Diptera; Drosophilidae. Gene Ontology annotation, cellular component: nucleus. The record is from RefSeq and is a predicted model, not a curated record. Gene Ontology annotation, biological process: protein ubiquitination; interstrand cross-link repair. Gene Ontology annotation, molecular function: ubiquitin protein ligase activity.